This is a messenger RNA of Etheostoma spectabile (orangethroat darter), 4513 nucleotides long. It is a transcript of the gene cdon, whose product is annotated as cell adhesion associated, oncogene regulated. NCBI's taxonomy places the organism in Eukaryota, Metazoa, Chordata, Actinopteri, Perciformes, Percidae. The record is from RefSeq and is a predicted model, not a curated record. Gene Ontology annotation, biological process: cell-cell adhesion; nervous system development. Gene Ontology annotation, molecular function: protein binding.
GAGCCGUAUGGAGCUGUGGGGCUGGGACAUUCCUUGUUUGACGACCAGCUUCUCCGCUGCCAUGAUUUGCUGAGCAAUUCGACACUGGCUUCAAAGAUGCGUGUGUGGAAGAGGCAGCGGUAGAGAGACGGAGACCGAAACCUGGGGGAGACGUUAUAAUAACGGGUACACAGACAGACAGAGAAAGUGAGAUAGUGUGGGGACGUAACGCUUUUAUCCAAUACGAGGACUUCAAACUUCCCAGAAGAAAAGUCUUCACUACCUCAACUCGAGUUCAAACCAGGGGGAGUUGUCGCACCUUGGCCCCGAAGCCUGCGCUGCUCUGCGGGUCUACAAAACUCUCUUUCACCCUCUCCACCUCCGGCUGUUUUCAUGUUCCUCCCGUCGUCUCGCACUUUGAGCCCGUGUCUAAUGGAGGGCCCCGUACGGAUUUGCCUCCAGAAGAAUGCGUUUUGCUGCUAAUUCACCCGACGGCUCGCAGCUUUUGCCCUCCUGCACGAGAGGUUUGCUGAACAGACGAGGGCGUGCGUGCCGGGCAACACGGCUGCUGGCAGGGGUCAGAGUGCACCAUGGACAGUGGCCUCAGGGUCCUCUUGUCCACUGUGCUGUGUCUCAGCCAGGCCCUGCUCAUCGCCUGCUCAUCUCAGUAUCCCUCUUUCCGCUCUGAGCCUGCCUCCGUGGUCCAGAGUCCAGGCUCUGUUGCUCGUCUGCUCUGCUUAGUAAGCCCUCCAUCAGCGUCGGUUUCCUGGCGCUUCAGAGGCCGUCCCCUGGACCGGGACAACCUCUCCGGUGUGGAGCUCAACCAGGGUUCCCUCACCAUCUCCUCCCUUAAGCCCAGCCACGUUGGCGUCUAUCAGUGCGUGGCACGCUUAGACCAUGGGCCGGCCAUCGCCAGCCGCCACGCGCACGUGGCCAUAGCAGAAAUCUCAGAAUAUGAAGAUGGCCGACGGCGGUCGUUGUCGGUGCAGGAAGGCAGCUCUGUUCUUAUAGAGUGUCCUCUACCGCACAGCGUCCCUCCAGCUCGUCCGAGGCUGAGAGCACGAGGGGAGCGGAUAGAAGUGUCAACAGAUGACUAUGUAGUUCUUCCGUCUGGAAACCUCCAGAUUCUCUCUGUUUCAGCCCGGCACCAGGGCAUGUAUAAAUGUGGUGCGUUCAACCCUGUUACUGGGGAAACCGUCAUGCAGCCUCAUGGCACUAAGCUGUCGGUGAAACAUUCAGACUCCUCCCCCCCAGUGCGGAUAGUUUACCCCACCGUCCCAGUGACUGUUUCAGUGCAGCGGUCCCAGCCGCUGACGUUGGAGUGUGUCGUGUCUGGUAGUCCUGCACCAGCAGCGACGUGGUUUAAGAACGGUAAGGAGGUCCCACCGGGGCCUUCUCACCAACGACAGCACAGCAACCUGGCCUUUGUUUCGGUGAUGAGGAGCGAUGAAGGGAGUUACACCUGUGCUGCUGAGAGCACGCAAGGGACUGUGAUCAGCGCAAACUAUACUGUCAAUGUUCUCGAGCCUGUGUCUAUCACAGAGGGCUUGACCAACCAGCUGGUUUCUCCCGGCUCCUCCACCCGUUUUACCUGCGCAGCAACAGGAAACCCUUCCCCAAACAUCACCUGGCUGUUCAACGCCAACCCCGUCACCCCAUCACAUCGCUUUCAGAUCUCUGGAUCCUCGCUUGUCAUUGCACAUGUGACACCACAGGAUGAGGGCGUGUUCCAGUGUCUGCUGGACAACGGGAUUGGCUCGGCACAGUCAUGUGGAAUCCUUACCACGCUAACAGAUGUGCGGCCGGGCUCCACUGCUGGCGUGCUGCUGGAGGCUUCCCCAUCGCUCCACCCCAUGCAGAGCGACGAGGGCCACGAGCGCUUCCUGACCGAAGACGACGGCGGCGGCGGCGACGCCGUCAACCUGCCGGUCGACAGGAGCAGCGAGCGGCCCACUCCGGAGGCGCCGAUCAUCACCAGCCCGCCACAGACCCACAAGCCCGAUAUUUACGACCUGGAGUGGAGGGCGGGGCGGGAUGGCGGGAGUCCAAUCAACGCCUAUUUUGUCAAAUACCGUAAGGUUGAUGAAAUGGGAACAGUGGUGGGGAGUUGGCAUACAGUUCGUGUCCCUGGCAGCGAGAAGACCCUGCGGCUGUCAGAGCUGGAGUCCUCCAGUCUCUACGAGGUGCUGAUGGUGGCCCGGAGUUCAGCCGGCGAGGGCCAGCCCGCCAUGCUCACCUUCCGCACCGGCAAGGAGAAGAGCAACACCUCCAACAAGAAUCCGUCCAACCCUCCCGUCAUCUCCGUGCCUCCCAAAGCUCCAGAAGACAAAAGCGCCAACACACACUUUGGUGUGGUCAUACACGACAGAGUGCCUGAAGCCCCCGACCGCCCCACCAUCUCCAUGGCGACUGAAAGUUCGGUGUAUGUCACCUGGAUCCCGAGAGCCAACGGUGGGUCGCCGAUCACAGCUUUCCGUGUGGAGUACAGACGCGGGCGCAGUGCCGAGUGGGUUGUGGCUGCGGAUAACAUCUCACCUCUUAAACUGUCCGUGGAAGUCCGUAAUCUGGAGCCUGGUUCCUCCAAUAAGUUUCGUGUCGUAGCCAUGAACAUGUACGGAGAGAGUCCUCACAGCAUUCCCUCCACCUAUCAGGUGCCACAGGCCAGCCCGCGCAUCGCAGACCGUCCCGUGGUCGGCCCCCACAUCUCAUCCACCGACGCAAUCAGCGACACGCAGAUCAUGCUGCGCUGGACUUAUAGUCCCUCAAGUAACAACAACACCCCGAUCCAAGGCUUCUACAUUUACUACCGGCCCACGGACAGCGACAACGACAGUGACUACAAAAGAGACGUGGUCGACGGUGUAAAACACUGGCACAUGAUUGGACACCUCCAGCCUGAGACCUCCUACGAUAUCAAGAUGCAGUGCUUCAACGACGGAGGAGAGAGCGAAUACAGCAACGUCAUGAUCUGCGAGACCAAAGCACGUCAGUCCCCAGGGUCGCCCAGCCAGCACCCCAUCACCCCACCCUACCCCCACCCGCAGGAGCCACCCAGCCCACCUGGAGGACUGCUGUACCUGAUUGUGGGCUGUGUUUUGGGAGUGAUGGUGCUCAUCCUGCUGGCUUUUAUCGCCAUGUGUCUGUGGAGGAAUCGCCAGCAGAACAACAUGCACAAGUACGACCCUCCCGGGUACCUGUACCAGCCAGCGGAGAUGAAUGGCCAUGUCCUGGAGUACACCACUCUGUCUGGCACCGGCCGCAUCAACGGGGGCGUCCACGGGGGAUACAGCCACAACGGGCCCAUGUUAUCCCAAGGGUGCCAUCACCUUCACCACAAACUCCCCAACGGCUUGGCGCUGCUCAACAGCUCCGGCAGCCUGUUCUCACCCGGCCACCCACACAGCCACGAUGGCACCCUGCCCCACAGCACGCGGGACUGCGAGCACCCGCACCCCCACCACCACCAUAACGGCGGAGGCAUGUACACAGCUCUUCCCCAAAAAGAGUCGUCUGACUGCAUGAGCUGUCAGAACCUCUGCAACAACAACAGAUGUUACAACAAGACCAAUGGCACUUUCUCCAGCGGCACUCUGCCCGUAAUGCAUCGCGUGGCGCCGCGCCAGCAGGACGGUCUGGAGAUGGUGCCCCUGCCUUCCUCGCAGUGCCACGGCCCCGACGGCCAUCUGCUCUCUGGGGACCCGGGGGCCGACGCAGGGGGCCGGCCAGACGAGCACCGCGAGUCCUCGCCCUCGCAGCAUUCCUGCUGUCUGGUCGGGAGCAAUGACAACUGUCCAGCAGACAACACUGCUGAAGAGGAGCUGGAGUGUGUGGACACGGAGGGGCCUGUGGUGUGCUGGGAGAGUCUCGGCCUGUCAGACUUGGACUGUGACGAAAAGCCCGGGUGGAUCUCCAGCAGCAGCCUGGCGGGCGAGCUGAUCCAGCCCGGCCCACAGGAGGUCUGAACCCAGCCCACACACACACACACACACACACACACACACUCCCCUGCAGCGCGGAGGCUUCAGAGGAACCAGGCUGAAAGACAGUGGUGGAGAUUUAUCACAGAGGAAGAGGACCGGCAAUGAGAUAGUCAGAGACACUGCAUGUUACGGUGACAAGGACACGAAACGUUGGACGGACUGAGCUGAGAUGAACAAAGUGUGAAAAAGAGCGACUGAGAGCGAAGCCGGAUGGAGAGAAACGGAAGGAAAACCUGCUCAAAGACAGAAACUACAGUACAUCCCACUGGAGGGAGGACUCUCACGAAAGAUCAAAAACUCUCCGAGAUGACUUAUUUAUUUUUUGUAGUAGUGAAAUAUUAUUUCAUACGAAUGUAUCUGUUUUAAAGUACAAAAAAAAAAGUUUGUCUUUUAUAUUAUUUAUGCCUUUUUGGAUGAGAAAUACUUUUUAUUUUUUGUUGUUUUUGUCCCUCUGUGUUCCACUCUAAAGUGUGGAGGUUAGCAAUGGUCUGUGUAAAGUUUUGUAAUAAUAUAAAGAGAAGAUAUGGAAGAGUAAAACAACAAGCUGUUUUCAA